GAGAAUUUGGCUUCAUUGCCAGCAGCAGGAGGAGGAGCAGUGGAGCAGGUGCACCAAUUUCUGGGUGUCCGUUGCAAGCGAGUCCCUUACAGAGUUCGCGAGCAAGAAACAGAGUGACAGACGAAUGCGGAGCCGUGCGCAAUUUCACGGAAGAGCAGGGCUUUUAUGGGUUGCGAAGCCUAGGUUGUCAAUUCGAAGUCGGGCGUGAUGGCCGGGGGCAGUGGUGCGGAAAUUGAUCAUAUUUUCAAGUUGCUGUUGAUCGGAGAUUCUGGAGUCGGAAAGAGCAGUUUACUCUUGAGGUUUACUGCGGACACAUUUGAUGAUCUUUCGCCUACCAUCGGCGUUGAUUUCAAGCUCAAGUUGCUGACUAUGAGUGGGAAGAGACUGAAACUGACGAUCUGGGACACAGCUGGACAGGAGCGAUUCCGGACUCUCACCAGCUCGUAUUACAGGAGCGCACAGGGUGUCAUUCUAGUUUAUGAUGUCACUAGGCGCGACACAUUCACAGAUUUGUCUGAUGUCUGGCUGAAAGAGGUCGAGCUCUAUUCAACGAAUCCAGACUGUAUAAAGAUGCUUGUCGGCAACAAAGUGGAUAGGGAUGCCGAACGCGUGGUUUCUAAACAAGAGGGAAUAGCGUUUGCUCGUCAGUAUGGAUGUUUGUUUUUAGAGUGCAGUGCGAAGACUCGAGCCAACGUGCAACUAUGCUUUGAAGAACUUGUUCAGAAGAUACUCGACACGCCGAGUUUGAUAGCAGAUACGAAAGCAUUCAAGAAGAAUCUCCUGAGACCCGAUGAACCUUACACUCCGCAAUCUGCCCCUGGAGCUGGUAACUGUACAUGUUGAAAAAUUAUUUUCCCGGAUUGAUUCCCUUGUAGCUGCAUUUGAUUAUGCUUCUACUAGCGGGAGGAGACAAACCAUUUUACACAAAUCUCAUCACCAUACAUUGACUUCACACGAGACGAUCGGCAGGCCUUACAAUCUUUCCGUCAACAUUUUGCUGUAAUUUUAUAUCAUGAAUUGUGAUCUAAACCCAGCAUGUCUUCAGAAGUAUAUACUAGGAAGUCAUCCUGGAUGCUGUAGAGGAAACCAUUAUGUGGGUUCAUGACAGAUCAUUUGUAAAUGAAGGUGAUAAAGUGGACCCUCUCACCUACUUUUCCUCCUUCACUUUGUCACUGCUCUGCUAGAAAUUCUUUGGCACUUAUGAUGAGCUUACCCUGAAUGCAUGUCGAUCAAAUAUGUUACGGACGGGUGUAUAGCCGUACCCUACUGUCUUCUCGCAGUAUCGUCCAAGAAAAAAAUUACAAGAGUCUGGGGUUCACUUCUUCCAUCUCUGGUUGCUAGAAGUGUGUAGGUUUAGAAUUUUGAACAAAUUUUUUUCCGGAGGUUCGAAGCAUUGCUCGCUGUUUAGGAUGUAUAUUGGCCAAAAGGAUAUUCUAGGUUUUACGCUUUGAACGGUCAUCACUCUACAAGGAACUUCAGUUGUAUAUCUCGCGUUCGUGGAUCGUUGAGUAGGAUCCUUUUAUUUCAUGGUUGCACAUAUAGACACGUCCGUCAAAUAUGCUUUCCGUCUCAGAACAAAUCAACAUGUAAUUCUAUUUC
Messenger RNA from Marchantia polymorpha subsp. ruderalis, 1599 nucleotides. NCBI's taxonomy places the organism in Eukaryota, Viridiplantae, Streptophyta, Marchantiopsida, Marchantiales, Marchantiaceae. The record is from the annotation of a GenBank genome assembly.